Arachis ipaensis is the source of this 1766-nucleotide messenger RNA. The record is from RefSeq and is a predicted model, not a curated record. Lineage: Eukaryota; Viridiplantae; Streptophyta; Magnoliopsida; Fabales; Fabaceae.
GCUAGCUUCAGAAGUGUGUCCUAAUAUUAAAAUACCAAAUAAACACUUAGUGAAAUUUUGUUUGCCCUCAAUCGAUCACCCUCAGUCCCUCAUCCUCACUCGACACACACCCUCAUCCUCACUCAACAGACACACGAAAGAGCGAAGAAAUCAGAAAACUAAGGGGGAGAAUGGGAAGAAGAAGAGAGGAGAGGGAAGGAAGGAGAGAACGACGGCGGCUAACUGGCUAGGGCUCUGUCAUCGUCGUCGUCGAAUGCCAGUGAGAGAGAGAGAGAGCUUGAGGAAGAGAGAAAACGCAAUGGAGGAGAGAAGAAAGGGGUGCUCUAUCGCCGCUGAAGCUCCACCGCCGCUGCUAGGGCUUGUUGUCAUCGCCGCUCUGCCACCGCCAGGCUGAUGUACCGCUGCCGAGGAUCUCGAAGGGAUGUCUUGCCAAACCCGUUACCCAGUUUCCGUACGCACCUGCUACCCUCUACGGCGUUGGAGUUCCUUCAAGCUGAGCUCGAGCUUCAGGAAGCGGCUUUGCUUUACAUUCUUAGUGGAAUUUGCGUUUUAUUUGUUUAUUUGUUUAUUUUUUCUGAAUUGUUACUGAUUCUGCUUCGCGUGGCGAUGUUAUUUUGGAAUAAAGAGGGAAGAGAGGAAUUGCUUGUAGUGUUACUGAGCCACAUUCAGAUCCUGAGGGUGACAAUGAGGAGUCUAACUCAACUGUGUCAUCAUUUGGAUUAUGAAAUAGAUCUUGUGGAUGUGAAGUGUUGGAGUUGGCACAAUGAGGUGAACCUGUUACUAGUUAUGGAGGUGGAAUUUAUGGUUUUGAAGCUACUGUUGUUGAAUCUGAUGAGAAGAUUGAUAUCAAUAGGACAUGGAUUUGUUGUUGGAGAUGAAGGGUACAGGCAGGACAGUGACAUUCAGAAAGUUAAGCUUUCAAGGGAGGCAUUGACACAGCUCUCCAAGUUAGUUGAGUCCAGAGUUAGUACAGGUCUCGAUACGAUCUUAACACUAUUCUAUUCCUUUUGGAAUUGGGGCUGCUGCCAGCUUCUAUUUACACCAAUCCUGGAUGGAAAAACACUUUUGUAUUCAGUUGUAUCAACUUUUGAGGUGAGAAUAGGAAUCGCCUUUGGAAGCGGUGGAAGCCAGUCACUUCCCGCCACUGAAUGGCCCAAUGUUUCUUCUUGUCUGGAAAAGCUUUUUACUGACACCUUGGUUAAGACCAUGGUGGAAGAAGCUUUUUACUUUGCCUGCUGGUUAUUUGAUGAAUAAGGCUGUUGGUGGCAGUAUAUAUAUUAGAGUGAUUUCGGUUAGUAAACUUUCAAGGAGUUGCUUCAAGGGGGUGGGGGGGGAUCUAGGAGGCCUCAAAAUGGUACAACCAAUUUCUCGGUGGACUGUUUUGAUGACAAGGACCUACAAACAUUUGUCGAGGUAGAAGUUGGGGACUUAAUCAGGAGAACAGAUGUCAGACUUGGAUCAACCCCUCAAUGGAAUGCACCAUUUAAUAUGGUUUUACAUGUUGGAAACCUUCAUUUCAAUCUUUAUGAGCCUCAUCCCAACAAUAUCAAGUGUGACUACCUAGCAAGUUAUGAAAACAAGACUGGAAUAAUUUCCCCAAGUAAACUGAGGAUGAAGCUUAUAGGUCACAGAAAGAAGGAUGGAUCCAACAGUAACUCAUCCAGAACUUUUCCUUCCAGAAUUGAUAAUGCUGAAUUUGUCAACAGUUUACUACCCUCUAACAAUGGCAACCCUGACGAUGAAAGUCUGCAUUUCAUUUCUUUCUA